GUAGCUGCAGUAAAAUGAUACUCAUUUCGUUAAAGAUAAACCACAUAACUGCAAUUCUGCGACACUCUGAGUAAUAAUUGUGUGUCUUUCCACUUCAAAGGUUUGGUGUCUCCUCUUCAAAGAAGAUCACCACAAUCAGAAAGUAUGUUUCGGUUUAUACGGAUAGCAGGCAUUGCCCUGCUAUUUCUCAUGCCCUGGACUUGCUCUGGAGAAAAUUACGGAUUCUAUCAACCCUCAGGAUACAGCUCAUCGCCUCUCCAACUCUCCAACAGCCAGUCAUAUUUCGGAUCGGAUUUCAGCAGUUUCUUUGGCGGUCAUGGAAGUAGCAGCGCCAGUGCUUCUUCUCAGUUUCCCCACUUCUCUGCAAGCGGUUUCUUCGGGGGUCUCGGGUUCGGUGUCUGUGAUCCACAGAUCGCGCCUUGCACGAAGAGCAAGUACAGGACAUACGACGGUUCCUGCAACAAUCUGGAAAAUCCUACACUGGGCGUCGCCAAUACCCGCUACGGACGUCUGCUGCCACAGAAGUAUUCUGAUGGUCUGCAGGCGCCGCCCGUGUCUGUAACGGGCCACAAGCUCACGAGCGCUCGGCAGAUCAGCGCCGUUCUUUUCCCCGAUGCCAAAAUCCCGGAUCCAAAAUGGACGCUGGCCUUGAUGCAAUACGGACAAAUCAUCACGCAUGACAUGUCCCUUGCUGCAGGCACCACUCAAGGAAAGGCGCACGCCACCAGGUGCUGUAGACAAGACCUGAGCACGUCGCUCCCUAAGGACUCCCGCAACCCAGCCUGCUUUCCGAUACGGAUCCCCGACCACGACCCGGUCUACUCCAAAGAAGGAAUACAGUGCAUGGAAUUCGUCAGAACGACAAACGACGUCAGCCAGGGUUGUAAUUCCGGCCAAAAAGCUGCAGAACAGAUCACCGCUGUGACGCACUAUUUGGAUUCCUCGAACGUUUAUGGUUCCAGUCAACAGGUAGCGGAAUCCAUCAGGGAGUUCAAGGGCGGUCGUCUCAGAGUGGAAGUGAAGUACGGACGUGAGUUCCCGCCGUCCAAUAACAACAAGUCGGCGAUGUGUGAUCACAUCUCGGAAUCAGAGGCUUGUUACCUGGCAGGUGAUGUUCGGGUAAACCAGAAUCCCCAGCUGACGGUGUUCCAGAUUCUGCAGCUCAGGGAGCAUAAUCGCCUGGCGCGCGAGUUGGCCCGCCUGAACCCUCACUGGGACGACGAGCGCCUUUACCAAGAAGCCAGAAAAAUCAACAUUGCACAGCACCAGGGAGUUACAUAUAACGAGUGGCUGCCCAUAAUCCUUGGGAGGGAGACUACGGAAUUCAAUGGUCUCACGUAUAACACCAAGGACUACACGUACGAUUACAACGAGAAAGUGGACCCUUCCGUGUUAAAUGACCACGCCACUGCUGCGUUUCGGUUCUUCCACACAAACAUCGCCGGAUUCCUCAAGUUGAUUGACGAGCACCGUUCCAGUUACGAGGCUCUGCGGCUUAGCGAUCACUUCAACCGCCCGCAGAUUAUAGAGGAGGGAAAUAACUUCGACGACCUAGCUCGAGGAAUGCACACACAGCCCCAGGAAGCGAGCGACAAGUACUUCACCAAAGAAAUCACAUGGUUCCUCUUCAGGAACGGGAAACAUCUGGGCCAGGAUCUGAGAGCCAUCGAUAUACAGCGAUCACGUGACCACGGCCUGGCUUCGUACAACGACUACCGACAUUAUUGCGGCCAUCCCAAAGCGCAAACGUUCGAGGAUUUCGGAGACCUCAUUGAUCCAGAAAGUGUACAUAAACUGGCCUCCCUGUACCACCAUCCUGAUGACGUGGAGUUCACUGUGGGAGGUUCGCUGGAAGCCAUCGUACCGGGAGCCCUUGUGGGUCCCACGUUCAUGUGCAUUAUCACUGAGCAGUUCUACAGGACCCGAACAGGCGACAGAUUCUUCUUUGAAAACGGCGUCAAGGACGCGUCUCUCACACUAGAGCAAGUGAACGAGAUCAGAAGAGGCAGUAUAUCGCGGCUGAUCUGUGACAACGCGGAUGAUGUUAAGAGCAUGCAGGCCAGAGGUUUCGAGCAGAUAUCUCACAACAACCCUGUGGUGCCUUGCUCACUGAUCCCUGCCCCAAGCCUUGAGCCCUGGAGAGAGCACAAGCAAGCUCAAGAAAGCGCGGUCCAGCCUCAAGCAGAGGAUCAUGGUUUCACUUUUCCGUUUUUCAAGAAAUAGCAAACUUCUCAGCUGAAACCGACAGGACAAGACACAUUUAAAGUGAGUUCAUGUCGAGUUUACUUCUGUCCUGAGAAAAGACAAUUUCUUGUUCAUGUCGCCCAAGUUUACUGACGUCUGGUGAAAGGAAAACUGGGCAGAGUGCAUUUCGUCUGUUAUUUUUUAAUGUCAGCUAUGAUAGAAUAUCUAAGUUCAUGAUGCAAUGAAAGCAGGAUUGUCGUUUUAACUUAACUUUGGUUACCUAGUGAGAAUCGAUAAGUGGGAGAAACGUUUUUUGUAUCACUGCCUUUUAAUAAACAACAGAAUUAUAUAUCAUCCACUGAAACUUGCUAAUAGUUGUAUGGGUACAACAAAAUCACUUUUUGGUUCACUUAGCUCCAUUGAGCUAUAUUUCGGAGAGAUUUAAUCAGAAGUAAGAAGCGGCAGGCUUUACUUCUUUAUCCUAAAUAGAUUGAAGAUGGCUGUCUUCUGGGAUGUUGCACCGUAUAAUCUGGCACAAACCAACCGACGUUUCAGAGACAGCCAUCUUCAUACUUGUCGCCAUGAGAACUUGAAAUGUCACCUAAACAGACUCCUGGUACAUGACGCAACAACGUUUGACUUCAACAUCUCUUUCGUGUUAUUACUGUAAGCAAUGCACACAGUUCAUAUAUUGUAAUUGGGUUGAGUGUGCCGUUUGAAUCCAAGCACGCUGAUAUCGUGUAUAAAGAUUGUUCUGUCUCUUGUAUCAGCUGAAUUUUUGACAAGUAAAAUAUGCUUCAGUUCUAAUAAAACAUGAUUUCUAA
Zootermopsis nevadensis is the source of this 3008-nucleotide messenger RNA. Its product is annotated as peroxidase. Gene Ontology annotation, biological process: response to oxidative stress. The record is from RefSeq and is a predicted model, not a curated record. Gene Ontology annotation, molecular function: heme binding; peroxidase activity. NCBI's taxonomy places the organism in Eukaryota, Metazoa, Arthropoda, Insecta, Blattodea, Termopsidae.